Messenger RNA from Dichotomopilus funicola, 3384 nucleotides. RefSeq lists its product as uncharacterized. The transcript has 2 exons. The record is from RefSeq and is a predicted model, not a curated record. The coding region runs from base 1 to 3384 and encodes 1127 amino acids. Lineage: Eukaryota; Fungi; Ascomycota; Sordariomycetes; Sordariales; Chaetomiaceae.
AUGGACUUUCUCCCGCACCCCACCUCCGGUGUUGAGGCUCUUGAUAUCCCCUUCGUCGCCGACACUCCGUUUGUUUUCGGCUCUGAUUUCUGGGAGUUCCCUAAGCUACACGGAUUCGGCGACCAGUGGGCUAGCCUACCCGCUGCUCGUCUCGCCUCGUUAGCCCAGUCGUGGCUUUACUUUGGGACCGUUUCCGAGUUUCUAGGCCGCCCCAUCGAUUACCGCGAAUUCCAGGUCUCUCAAAGCGUCUCCGCAAAACCUUUCCUCCCGCUCUUCAACGAAUGGCUCGCGGUCCACGCGGUCCGCCCCGGCUCAACAGCCCAACAAAUUGCUGAGAACGACGACCGCAGGGAGGUGCUUUACGAGCACGCCCGCUUCCUUGAUUCUGUCAUCCAACUCGCCGAAGACUUCGACACAGUUUCCCAGAGCCAUGUUAAACCCAUCCCUACUAUCAUACUGUCAGUCAAAGUGCUGUGCAUUACCUUGAGAGGCGUGCUGUGGGACGUAGCUCGCGGCGAUUUUGACGAGUCCCUCCGCCCAUGGCCAUCACCGGCGACCCGCAUGCGCCGUGAAGUGGUGCCUGCAAAAGACACCCACGGAAAGCAGACUCUCUCCCCGAGCGCGCAGUUGAUGUUGGAUGUGCUGCGCUUACGUGGUUGGUGCCCAUUUUACGCUCGCAAAGUGCUCACGCAAUACAACUACGCCCUCGCUUAUUAUUUCACCCGACUCUUUCGCACUUACUCCCCCGGCCUCAGUCAUCGCAGCUGCUCCGACGAUGAGUGUGUUGCCAGCAAUGCGGAUGUCUUCAGCUAUGUCCCGAAACACGCACGCCGUGGCUGUCUUUGCCAGCCUAAAGCCGCCCCCAUGGACCAGAUUCGCACGAUUAUCGAGGAAGGCGGGGUGCCGCUAAUUCACCUCCGGGGCUCGUCCAAGACUGGAGUCAGGAUAGAAGUGGUCAGGAUGACAGCGCGAACACGAUACAUCGUCGUGUCUCAUGUCUGGUCGGAUGGAAUCGGUAACGCAAAUACAAACGCCCUGCCCGAGUGUCAAUUACGACGUCUCCACGCCCACAUGCAUGAACUAAAACCCAUCAAGCGAACCCGGGACGGGGACGUCGAUUUCAACUUGCUGAACUCGCUUGACACGGGGUUCCAAUCUGCUGCAGCUCGUCGACCCAAGUACCUUUGGAUUGAUGCUUUGUGCAUGCCCCCUAGAGGGCUCACGACGCCCCUGCGACUCCGAGCGAUCAACAAACUCCCCGCCGUUUACCAAGCUGCCGACAGGCUACUGGUUUUGGAUUCAACACUUGAACAAACGUCAGUAAUGGAUUCGGACAGUGUUGAGCAGUUUGCUCGCUUCGCCGUCAGCCCCUGGAUGGGGCGCUCAUGGACUUUCCAGGAGGCCGCCUUGGCGACGGCUUGUGAGGUCCAAUGCGCGGACGGUAUAUUUGACGGGUUUUCCCCACAACCGAAGCAAAGAUUAACGGCAUCAACUGCGACCUCCCGAAGACGACGGCUUGCCUGGCUCGAGGCUCUUACCUACCCCACGGAUUGGAUCAGGAGGACUUUGUUCCAAAAGCCACAAGCGGAACCUGUACAUUCACUCGACAGCGAAUUUACUAUGGGCGUCGGCAUCGAGACGUCGAUUGUGAAGAGCCUUACUCGCUCCUUAAGAGAGGAGUUCCGGUCGGCAUUUUCCAACGGUGUCAAGGCCAACAGGGCCGCCGUUGGCGAGGGCAAACUAGCCCCUGACUUUUGCACGCUCUUUGUCCAGGUCUGGAACGAACUCAGCAAGCGGACGACAACGAUGCCAAGCGACAUGCACAUCAUUAUGGCCAGCUUACUCGGCUUCAACACAGAUCCCAUCACGCGGCUAACCAAAUCGGCCGACCGCAUGUCGUGCAUCUUGCGAAGCAUGGACGGAAUCCCCAUCUCCCUCCUCUUCAACCUCGAGGGGCCACGGCACAACCCAACCAAGAAUCACCGGGAUCGUUGGCUUCCUCUCUACCCAUCAAGGCAAAAACUAGCCUUCGGUUCACCAUUUACCAACAUCCGAUUUAUAAACGACGACUUGUACAUACCAAAUAAUACCGUGAGCCGGAAGAGGGUAGCUCUCUUUGUCUGCACCGGUGAGGCCGACCCAUUCUCGAGCAGCACGUUUAUGCUCCGGGAUACGUUUUCGGGCGAGCAAUAUUCCGUGGCAGUCCAUCGGCAGGAAGGCGAAGUGGAUGAAUUUGAAACGCCAGACAUCGGACCAUACUGCGUCGCCAUCCAACUUGACCCAGAGCUUGGCGGCCGGCCGGACGGUCACAUCGAUGGUCUUGGGCCUGUCCCUAAAACAUACGCUGGCGCCUUGUUCCGCGUCCGGAAGGUAGUGACUAGCGUCAAGAAAGUCUACUACCACAAUCUUGAGGCGGAGUACGAAAACUCUUUCGAACUAGUUGAGGAUGGGCCGUAUGAAACUCACGACAUGGAGACCGCCAGUAAGAGGACAACGGGAUACUUGGAUGGACAGCUAGCAUCCGCCUUUGCCCAGCACCCCUGUGGGAUACUGCGCACGGUAUAUGACUGCCCCUUGACUGUGACUUGCCCGGCCGGUGAUAUCACGGCUUCCCCGUCGAAAGGCCCAACCCUGCUCGCUCAACCACUUCCCGAUACCUGGCAGGUGGCCAUUGAACGAGAACCGGCAAGCUUCCCCGUGCCUCUUCCGACCCGGUCAUCCCUCGCCGAAGCUGUCAGUCCCGUAUCCGCGUAUCUCGCCAUCACCGCGCUCGACGGUCUUGUUGCAUCGGGAUGUGUGGGCCUCGCCAUCGCCAUCUGCGCCACCAUGUACGCCCGCCUAGCCCUUCUCGCCAAGGCGGUUAUCGUCGCAAAGCUUAUGCUGCAUUCCCUCUUCCUAAUGCAGAUGUUUCUGUUUCCGGGCAUCGAAGUCCGCAUUUUCUGGGAUCUUUUGCAUCUCACGCUCGUGGCGUUGUACACCUAUUCCCGGGUGACUGCGACUCCGGGCGGCGUCAGCAGGAUGGACGUGAUCGAUUGGUCGUUUAUCGCGUGGGCAUUUUUAGGCCAUGUCGUGGAUAUUGUGGCAAGGUUGGGUAUAAAAUCGGUCAUCGUCCCAACGUUGUUUGACAAGUAUCUGAGGUCGCUUGAUGGCCCAGCCUUCCAAAGUCAGGCCCAGGAUGAAAAGGGCCGUUCAAGGGCGAAUCAAUCAGGAGGGUGGUUCCAGCGCGGACGCCCAAAACGUGGCUGGCAUAAUGGGGUUUAUUAUUAUCAGGAGCCGGGGGAAAGUGGUGCGGACGAUCACCACCACCAUCACCAUGAAAAUGGGACUGGUAAUGGGCGGCCAGAGCAGCAUUUACUAGGAGAUUUGGAGGGACAACAUGGUUGA